GAGAAGAAUGGUGACACACUGGUUGGAAUGAUUCCAGUAGCCUACCUUACAAAACACUUCAGAUUCAAAGAAUUCCUUUGUAAAAAUGGCUGCAUCAGCUUGAGCUGGAAGCCGGGAACCCAGUCGGGGUCUCCCAAAGGGCGGCAGGAAUCCAGUAACUUGAGCCACACUGCUGCCUCCCAGGGCCCGCAUCAGUAGGACGCUGGACUGAGGAGUCAGAGCCGGUUACUGAACCCAGACAACAAGGGAGGUUCUGGAGUCUUCCAUUUAGAUCAACAACUUCAAGUUCUUACCAUGGCCAACUCAGAGAAGACAGAAGUGGUUCUUCUUGCUUGUGGUUCCUUUAAUCCGAUAACCAACAUGCACCUCAGAUUGUUUGAGCUGGCCAAGGACUACCUGACUGGGACAGGAAAAUAUAAGGUUGUCAAAGGCAUCAUUUCUCCGGUGGGCGAUGCAUAUAAGAAGAAAGGACUCAUCCCUGCCCACCACCGAGUUGUCAUGGCGGAGCUGGCCACCAAGCACUCAGAAUGGGUGGAAGUCGAUACCUGGGAGAGCCUUCAGAAGGAGUGGGUGGAGACCGUGAAGGUGCUCAGACACCAUCGAGAGAAGCUGGCGGCCAGCCACUGCGAUCAGCAGCAGAGCUCCCCUGUGCUGGAGAGGCCUGGGCGGAAGAGGAAGUGGGCAGACCAGAGACCAGAUUCCGGUCAGAAGAAACCCCUGGAGCCGAAAACAAAAGGUGUGCCAAAGGUGAAGCUGCUGUGCGGGGCAGACUUGCUGGAGUCCUUCGGUGUCCCCAAUCUGUGGAAGAGUGAGGACAUCGCCCACAUUGUGUCCGACUACGGGCUCGUCUGCGUUGCCCGGGCGGGGAAUGACGCCCAGAGGUUCAUCUACGAGUCCGACGUGCUGUGGAAGCACCGGAGCAACAUUGACCUGGUGAACGAGUGGAUCCCCAAUGACAUCUCGUCCACGAAGAUCCGGAGGGCGCUCAGGAGGGGCCAGAGCAUUCGCUACUUGGUGCCGGACCUCGUCCGGGAAUAUAUCGAAAGGCACGAUCUGUACAGCUCGGAGAGCGAAGACAGGAACGUCGGGGUCGUCCUGGCGCCUCUGCAGAGAAACACUGCAGGGGCGCCAUCGUAGGGCGUCUGCACGGGAGCUCCCUUCCUUCAGGGAGCGGGGCGAUCUGCGUGUUAGUGACUGGGGAACGGAGCUGUGGUCCCGCUUCAUAAAGUAGAAAUGUAGUGAAAAUCAGGAGUGAAUUAAAGUCCUGUUUUCCUCUUUUA
This is a messenger RNA of Lepus europaeus (European hare), 1280 nucleotides long. It is a transcript of the gene NMNAT1, whose product is annotated as nicotinamide nucleotide adenylyltransferase 1. The coding region runs from base 295 to 1137 and encodes 280 amino acids. The record is from RefSeq and is a predicted model, not a curated record. NCBI's taxonomy places the organism in Eukaryota, Metazoa, Chordata, Mammalia, Lagomorpha, Leporidae. Gene Ontology annotation, biological process: NAD+ biosynthetic process. Gene Ontology annotation, molecular function: nicotinamide-nucleotide adenylyltransferase activity; nicotinate-nucleotide adenylyltransferase activity. The transcript has 6 exons.